Messenger RNA from Ruditapes philippinarum (Manila clam), 3221 nucleotides. Its product is annotated as liprin-beta-1-like. Gene Ontology annotation, molecular function: protein binding. Gene Ontology annotation, cellular component: presynaptic active zone. The record is from RefSeq and is a predicted model, not a curated record. Gene Ontology annotation, biological process: neuromuscular junction development. The transcript is spliced from 21 exons. The coding region runs from base 466 to 2760 and encodes 764 amino acids. NCBI's taxonomy places the organism in Eukaryota, Metazoa, Mollusca, Bivalvia, Venerida, Veneridae.
GAUUUUGUAGGGAGGAAAUUUGAUUAUAUAGAUUUAGCAGGAGGUAUAUGGGAUGUGUUUAAGGGAAAGAUUGAUAAUUAUGCCGACAAAUUGAAUCUGGAUUUAUCAAGACAAUUUGUAAUAUUGAAUAAGGUGAAAUUGCCUUUCAUCGAAAUAAAAAUAUACGGAAAAAAAAAAAUUGCUGAGUGAAAUAUUGUGAAGGAAAUAAAUAAUGGAAUGAGAUUGAUACAGGAUUUAGAGGAAUAAAAUGGAUAAAGGCUUGAAGAAUGUGAUGCCAUUAGUUCUAAGAAUAAUUUGAAAAUUGUUAAACUGAAAGAUGCAGAUGUAAUAAAAGAAAGUAGGAAUUAUCAAACUUUUACAAGUGUCUUGUUAUGUUAAGAACUUAAGGUAUUACUACGUCAAGUUAUUUGUUUGUUUGGGAAUGUUUAAUUAGUAUAUGAUAAUUAUUUACGAUUUGGAAUAAAAAUGGCGGAGAAUCACAGAGAUUUGUAUCAUAGCCGGCGCAAUGGUAUGGACCGGCCGGCAAGCACCGGAAUGUAUUACUCAUCUGCCUGGGAGUCGAAAUUACACGAGCUUAUGGAAUUGUUGACACGGUCUUCCUUGGAGACCCAUAAACUCGAUCUAAUGGCAGAAAUAUCCAGUCUCAAAAUACGCUUGGCCACUGCAGAAAAUGAGAGGAGGGAAUUAGAGGAAAGAUUAAAACAGUCACAGAGACAGAUUACAGACUUUGAGGCGAGACUCGCUCUAAAAGAUGCAGAAACUGCUGACUUACGACAGAAAUUGGCACGCAAUGGUACAGUCGUCUCCGAUGUUAAUGCAUUCUUUUGGAGUUUACCACUGGAAUAUGAAGUGGAGAGAUUAAAGAAAGCUGUAGAUGCCUUAAUGACCUCAAAUGCUGAAAAGGACAAGAGACUGGAGGAGUUAAGGAGAAUUUUACGACGUUACAAGAAAAUUGAAGAGUUGGUGGCUCAAGCACAAGGGCGGAAAAUGUUAGAUGAGAUUCUUGGCGGGACUGAAGAUGAUACAAGCUCGACGAGUUCCACAACGCCGUCGGUUACCAACGAUAUCACCAGACCCACUGAUACCGGACCUUAUCAGAUGGAUGAUCCCAGAGUUUUAACAAACUACAGUAUCUCACCUAGUGCGACCAGUACACCAGUGAAUUCAUUUAGUGAGCCUCGAAGUAAUUUGACCUCGCCACCUUCCACAAUAGCCUCAGUGAAACCUACACGACGAAUACAAAGAUCUAAUAGUGCUGAGGAAAUUACCAAAAAUAAUCACAAGACGCCUCCCGCUAAUAAAAGACAUACGGACGUCGUGAAGCGGAAUGGUAGUUAUGGUACGUUACCCAAGGAAAUGAUUGUCAAAAAUAGGGAAGAUGAUCGUGAACACCGCAGAUCACGCGGUUUCCCGUCCUUUGGGAGAGCCCUUCUACGAAUUAAAUCCACGAAACGCAGUUGCUCGGCCCCCAAUUUAGCUCAAGCAGAAGCUGUUACAGACGAUGAAGAUCCAAAUUACGUCGGAAACUCGGCGGGCUCGUAUCAUCCAGAGGUGAAGAAGAAAAAAGGUUUCUUAAGGUUCUUUGGCAGGUUAAAACGGAGUGGUUCGCAAGACUUCCAUGAGCGUGAGAGAACGGAAGAGUUUAGACGUGGUGGUAUACGGGCAACCGCUACAGCACGACUUGGCUGGUCCAAGGAUGUAAAGAGAGAGCAUGAUUUGAGUGUGCCAUUUGCCCGCUGGGACAGGGAUCGUAUUGUGUCAUGGUUCAAUGAAAUUGGACUCAACAUGUAUUUAGCAGAGUUAAGACGAUGGUGCCGAAAUGGAGACCAGCUUUUGAAAGCCUCACCUCACGAAUUAGAAAAGGAACUAAAUAUGAGGAAUCCACUACACAAGAAGAAGUUACAGUUAGCAUUGCAAGCAAUGAAUUCAGGGAAUUUAUCUAAGGCCGGGGAUCUGGAUCAUACUUGGGUCAUGCGAUGGCUAGAUGACAUAGGAUUGCCUCAAUACAAAGAUGCCUUCUUCGAUGCAAGAGUUGAUGGUAGAAUGUUACAUGCUCUGACUGUUGAGGAUUUAUUAGCACUUAAAGUGAGCAAUGAACUUCAUCACUACAGUAUAAAACGUGGUAUACAGAUCUUACGAUUAAACAACUUUAAUCCCGGCUGUCUGAAACGUAGACCGUCCCCUGAUGAAGGAACGUUGCAUAAUAUACCAGGUGAUGUUGCAUUGUGGACAAAUCACAGAGUGAUGGAAUGGUUACGAACGAUAGAUCUCUCAGAAUACGCUCCAAAUAUGCGAGGAAGUGGGGUUCAUGGUGCUCUCAUGGUAUUAGAAAGCAGGUUUAAUGCUGAGCUAUUUGCUGUGUUAUUGUCUAUUCCGCAAAACAAGACGUUGUUAAGACGCCAUCUAAACACGCAUUUUGUGUCGCUGGUCGGCAACGAAAUACAAAUAAAGAAACGGGAGCAAGAGUCUUCCCCGGGAUACAUACCGCUGGUGCCAAAUGCUAAAGUCAAGAAAGGAAAAUUUGGUUUAUUUGGUCACAAACGAAGCAAGUCGGAAACGGAAGCCGAAGGUUUCAUUUGUCCGCUAGAUCUAGCUCUACCCUUUGAUAAACUCAAAAUAAGUGCCUUACAAUAUCAGGGGAAAGAGCAAGAUGCCAAGGCAGCUAAAGAAAUCGGUGCAUACUCUAAAGAAAUUUCAACUCUAACAAAUCAACUUGGAAAAGAAAGUUUCUUUGACAGUGUUCCCUCAUCCAAUGUAUGAGACCUGGUCAACAAUGUGGAACUUGAGCUCAUACCUACAAAAUUUAUAAUCAAACACACCAAAAAAGAAUUAUGUACAGUUCGAUUAGCGAAAUAGAACUAUGUGAUUAGUGUACAGAAACAGAAAUAAAGCACACCAAGGUUAUGAAAAUUGAAGAAAACAUGUUUGAACAAGUUAAAUAGUAAAUCAGGGAGAUGUGUAUUUUUAUGGUUGACUUUUUUUUUUUCACACAGAAAAAUUACAAAGUGAUUUUUUGUGACUUAAUAUGCAUAACAUAGACUUGUGUGUCACUUUACGAAGAAAAAAAUCACUUAUUCUUAAGUGAAACAUAUUUUUGAUUAAGUAUUCAAAAAGAUAAGCAAUUGAAUUGAGUAUCUAUGCAUUUAUCAAUAUUAUAGAUGGAAAGUAACUUCCAAUUUUCCUUUAUGGUUCCUUGCCUUUACUUGGAUUCUUAGGCAAGG